AUGUUCAGCUUUAUGGAUUCAAGGACUGUAUUGCUACUUCUAGCAACCCAAGUGUGUCUAUUAGUCGUUGUGAGAUGUCAGCAGGAUGAAGACCAGGAGGAUGCUUUUAGCUGUAUACAAGAUGGAGAGCGUCAUAAAGACAAGGAUGUAUGGAAACCAGAGCCUUGUCGCAUCUGUGUGUGUGACACCGGAAUGGUCCUGUGUGAUGAAAUUGUCUGCGAGGAGCUAAAAGACUGCCCCAAACCCGAAAUUCCAUUUGGACAGUGUUGCCCCAUCUGCUCUGCUGACCAGCCUCCAGCCAUUGGACUACCUGGAGCUAAGGGUCAGAAGGGCGAACCAGGAGACAUUACAAAUGUUGUAGGACCAAGAGGACCACAGGGCCCAAUGGGCCCUCCAGGAGAGCAAGGACCCCGUGGAGCAAGAGGGGAGAAAGGAGAGAGGGGAAGCACCGGUCCUCGUGGGAGAGAUGGUGAGCCUGGCACCCCGGGAAAUCCUGGUCCCCCUGGACCUCCAGGGCCAAAUGGACCCCCUGGCCUUGGUGGAAACUUUGCUGCUCAGAUGGCGGGUGGUUUUGACGAGAAGUCUGGUGGUGCACAGAUGGGUGUGAUGCAAGGACCAAUGAAAGAUUGGGUUGUCAGUCAUCUUGAUAUUGUGCUUCUGGUUUCGUGUCUUUCCCUCAGGGCCCUAUGGGACCCAGAGGACCACCUGGCCCCACUGGAACACCUGGCCCACAAGGUUUCCAAGGCAACCCAGGAGAACCUGGAGAGCCUGGACAAUCUGGCCCCAUGGGUCCCCGUGGGCCAGCUGGCCCUCCUGGAAAACCUGGAGAAGAUGGUGAGGCCGGCAAACCUGGCAAAGGAGGCGAACGUGGACCUACCGGACCCCAGGGAGCACGUGGAUUCCCCGGAACGCCUGGUCUACCUGGCAUCAAGGGGCACAGAGGUUAUCCAGGUCUUGAUGGUGCAAAGGGGGAAACUGGCGCUGUGGGUUCUAAGGGUGAAGCUGGUGCUUCUGGAGAGAGUGGCUCACCUGGACCAAUGGGCCCUCGUGGAUUGCCCGGCGAGAGAGGACGUCCUGGACCCAGUGGGGCCGCUGGAGCACGGGGAAAUGAUGGUUUGCCUGGUCCUGCUGGUCCUCCAGGUCCUGUUGGUCCUUCUGGAGCCCCAGGCUUCCCUGGCUCACCUGGUUCAAAGGGAGAAGCUGGUCCUACCGGUGCUCGUGGACCAGAGGGAGGUCAGGGACCCCGUGGAGAGUCUGGCACUCCUGGGUCACCCGGACCUUCCGGUGCUUCCGGCAACCCUGGUACUGAUGGUAUCCCUGGAGCUAAAGGUUCAUCUGGUGCUCCUGGUAUCGCUGGGGCUCCUGGUUUCCCUGGCCCUCGUGGGCCUCCAGGACCUCAGGGAGCUACCGGACCUCUUGGGCCAAAAGGAACAUCAGGAGAUCCAGGUAUCCCUGGAUUCAAAGGAGAAGCUGGACCCAAAGGAGAAAUUGGACCAGCUGGUCCUCAGGGAGCCCCUGGCCCACUAGGAGAAGAAGGGAAGAGGGGACCCAGGGGAGAGCCUGGUUCUGCUGGACCACUUGGACCUCCUGGAGAGAGAGGAUCUCCAGGUAACCGUGGAUUCCCUGGUCAAGAUGGUCUGCCCGGCCCCAAGGGUGCCCCCGGAGAGCGUGGACCUUCUGGUGCCAGUGGUCCGAAGGGGGCCAAUGGUGACCCCGGUCGUCCUGGAGAGCCUGGACUUCCAGGUGCCAGGGGCUUGACUGGUCGCCCAGGAGAUGCUGGACCUCAAGGAAAAGUUGGACCUUCCGGAGCUCCUGGUGAGGAUGGCCGCCCCGGCCCCCCUGGCCCUCAGGGAGCCCGUGGUCAACCUGGUGUCAUGGGAUUCCCCGGACCCAAGGGAGCAACUGGGGAACCUGGCAAGUCUGGUGAGAAGGGACUGGCUGGAGCUCCUGGACUGAGAGGUUUGCCUGGCAAAGAUGGAGAAACCGGCCCUGCGGGACCUCCUGGCCCUGCUGGCCUUGCUGGAGAGAGAGGAGAACAAGGACAGCCUGGACCCUCAGGCUUCCAGGGUCUUCCUGGACCUCCCGGCCCUCCUGGUGAAGGAGGCAAACCUGGAGACCAGGGUGUCCCCGGUGAGGGUGGAGCUGCUGGUGCAACUGGACCCAGAGGAGAGCGUGGCUUCCCCGGAGAGAGAGGAGCUGCUGGCCCUCAGGGUCUGCAGGGACCCAGAGGUCUGCCUGGAACUCCUGGAACUGAUGGACCCAAGGGAGCCAUCGGGCCUGCUGGUGGCUCUGGAGCCCAGGGGCCCCCAGGCCUCCAGGGCAUGCCUGGAGAGAGAGGAGGUGCUGGCGUUCCUGGACCCAAAGGAGACAGAGGCGACCUCGGAGAGAAAGGUCCUGAAGGUGCCCCAGGCAAAGAUGGAGGCAGAGGUCUCACUGGUCCCAUUGGUCCUCCUGGUCCUUCCGGUCCCAAUGGUGAGAAGGGUGAAUCUGGUCCUGCUGGUCCUUCUGGGCCCGCUGGUGUUCGUGGUGCUCCUGGUGACAGGGGAGAGACUGGACCUCCUGGACCUGCUGGUUUUGCUGGACCUCCUGGUUCUGAUGGUCAGCCUGGAAUAAAGGGUGAGCAGGGAGAAUCAGGACAAAAGGGAGAUGCUGGUGCCCCUGGACCCCAAGGACCAUCUGGUGCCCCUGGACCAUCGGGACCUACAGGUGUUUCUGGACCUAAAGGGGCUCGUGGUGCUCAGGGACCUCCUGGUGCCACUGGUUUCCCUGGAGCUGCUGGCCGAGUUGGACCUCCUGGUCCCAAUGGUAAUCCUGGACCUGCUGGUCCUGCCGGCCCUCCUGGUAAAGAUGGGCCCAAGGGUGUGAGAGGAGAUGGUGGACCACCGGGCAGGCAGGGGGACGCUGGGCUCCGCGGUCCUGCUGGGACUCCUGGCGAGAAGGGAGAUGCUGGAGAAGAUGGUCCUCCUGGUCCUCCCGGUCCUUCAGGUCCUCAAGGGUUGGCUGGUCAGCGCGGUAUUGUUGGUCUCCCUGGUCAGCGAGGUGAAAGAGGUUUCCCCGGUCUGCCUGGACCUUCUGGUGAGCCUGGAAAGCAGGGAUCUUCUGGUGGUCCUGGAGACCGUGGACCCCCUGGACCUGUUGGACCACCUGGACUCACUGGACCUGCAGGAGAGCCUGGCAGAGAGGGCAACCCUGGAUCUGAUGGACCUCCUGGUAGAGAUGGUUCUGCAGGAAUCAAGGGUGACCGUGGAAACACUGGGCCGGCAGGUGCUCCAGGAGCUCCGGGUGCAACUGGUGCAUCGGGCCCAGUGGGACCCACUGGCAAGCAGGGAGACCGAGGAGAGCCUGGUGCACAAGGACCUUCUGGACCUCCAGGACCUGCUGGAGCCAGAGGAAUGCCCGGACCUCAAGGACCCCGGGGAGACAAGGGUGAGGCUGGAGAGUCUGGUGAAAGAGGACAGAAGGGACACAGAGGAUUCACUGGUUUGCAGGGUCUCCCUGGACCCCCGGGUCAAGCUGGUGACCAGGGUGCUACUGGACCUGCUGGGCCCGCUGGACAAAGAGGACCACCUGGACCUGUUGGCCCCGCAGGAAAGGAUGGUUCAUUUGGCCUUCCAGGACCAAUUGGACCCCCAGGACCUCGUGGUCGCUCUGGAGAUUCUGGCCCUGCCGGUCCUCCUGGAAACCCUGGACCCCCUGGUCCUCCUGGUCCACCUGGGCCAGGCAUUGACAUGUCUGCCUUCGCUGGCUUGGGUCAGACUGAGAAGUCCCCUGAUCCUCUCAGGUACAUGAGGGCUGACCAGGCUGCUGGAAAUCUCCGUCAGCACGAUGCUGAGGUUGAUGCCACGCUCAAAUCUCUGAACAAUCAGAUUGAGAACAUCCGCAGCCCGGAGGGAUCCAAGAAGAAUCCUGCACGCACCUGCAGAGAUCUAAAGCUCUGCCAUCCUGACUGGAAGAGCGGCGAUUACUGGGUUGAUCCCAAUCAGGGUUGCACUGUAGAUGCAAUCAAGGUCUUCUGCAACAUGGAGACUGGAGAGUCUUGCAUCUACCCCAAACCUUCCAGCAUCCCUCGCAAGAACUGGUGGUCUAGCAAGAGCAAGGACCGCAAACACGUCUGGUUCGGAGAGACAAUGAAUGGAGGAUUCCACUUCAGCUACGGUGACGACAGCCUGGCCCCUAACACUGCCGCCAUUCAGAUGACUUUCCUGAGAUUGCUUUCCACUGAAGCCGCUCAGAACAUCACCUACCACUGUAAGAACAGCGUGGCCUAUAUGGAUGAGUCAACAGGCAACAUGAAGAAGGCUGUGCUGCUUCGAGGCUCCAACGAUGUUGAUAUCAGAGCUGAGGGCAACAGCCGUUUUACUUACAGUGUCCUAGAAGAUGGCUGCAAGAGACACACGGGACAGUGGGGUAAGACAGUGAUCGAAUACAGGUCGCAGAAGACCUCUCGUCUACCCCUAGUGGACAUUGCUCCCAUAGACAUCGGUGGAGCCGACCAGGAGUUUGGAGUCGAUGUUGGGCCAGUCUGUUUCUUGUAAAGGAGGGGGGAACCGAGAAGAAGCAAAGAAGAAGUGGGAAUUUAAAAAGAAAUACAAAUUGAAAGUGGAGCGUGCUUCAGGAAAUGGAGAGAAAGAGAAAAAUGAAAAAUCAAGACACUUUUUUUAAAACGGGACUUUUCUAAAUAAAAAGUGCUUUUCCAAGUCGAACUCCGUAGGAUAUCUGCACUGAAUGACAGCAGCAACUGUCAUUUGUUUUUCAUCCAGCAUUGCCUCCAGUCAGCUCUCCUUACCCCAAGGACACCCUCCAUCCUGUAAAAGCCCCUCCAUCACUCUUUUGAGAUAGCAGUUCCUCUCCAUUGACCCACGUCCAUGAACAAAUAGGAGGAAGUAUGAGGACAGUACAUGAACUUACCAGGGAAGAAGACAGACAAAAAUGUGUGGGUUCUAUUUAUUUAUUGUUUAGGUUUGGGUCCCAGGUGUGGUAGGAAAGGGUUUUGCAAAAUAAUAAAACGCCCAAUAAAACAAAACUAAACUCAUCCACCAACUUCUUCUCUUAAUUCCUCCUUUUUUCCCUUCCUCAUAUCACCACCGUCUCAUGUCCACUAAAUAAUACAUAUCUCUUUGAAACCAAAAAUCUAGCCACAUACAGCAGAGAGUGCAGGUGUUCCUAUUUCUACCGCCACAGUGUGUAUCAAAAAUGACUGUGUAUAAUAAUAAAAUCAAUGGUGCUAUUGUUGUAAAACAGUUUCUAUUUUUUAACAACCAGAUACUCACACGUAGUGACUUGUGUAUGUGUAUAUAUAUGUAUAUGCGUGUAUACAUAUAUAUACAGUUUCUCAGAGAAAGCAUUUUACCCUGCGACUUAUGUUCUCAGGGUGAUAAAUGCCCCUGCUUUGACCCCCUCCUGCUUCAACUUCCUAACAAAAUCACAUGCGCCCAACAUCGCCAACAAAUUUAUUAUUUUCCAUACCAUUGUAGGCAUUUUAAAGCUACCUCACACAAAAAAAAAGAAGAAUUUCAACAUUUUCUCCCCCAAAAAUCAAAUUUUGACAGUGUGAUCAUUGUGUCUGGUCAAGAAAAAGCCCAGUGUGCUGCCUCCCCAUUAGUGGUGUCCUCUUCCCCAUCUUUAAGUAGCCUCACAGAGGACACCCCCUCUGUUCUGUUCUGAACUUCUCGCCCAGGUACGAGAAGUCCAGCUCCGUCUGACAGAUCCUCCAGCUUGACAGCCAGUGCAGACAGUUCAUUUGUGUGAGGUUUUGUAUAUUUUAUAUUAUUAAUAAUAGUAUUAUUAUUAAUAAUAGCAUGAUGAUUAUUAAUAUCUUGACUUGUUUUUGUUGCGUAAUAAUUAAUGUAAAUUAUAAAUAAAAGACAAAACAAGUAACAGGCUGAUACUCCCUUUUAUUUAUGUUCAGUUUUGUUUUCCCCCAUGCUGAAGAAUCUGGGGCAGCAGGUUUUCAUUUUCCUGAAAAAAGAAAAGUCUCACCUAAACAUCUCACUGUGCCUUAUUUUCACCUGAUACUUAGCUCAGAUCCAAAGAAAAAGACACAGAGGAGAAGAACGAAUGUUGGGGUGAAAACACAAAAAUUGAGUUGAAGGAGGUGGUGAAGGCUUCGACAAUAUACCUGAAUAUGUAAUAUAUAUUUCUGAACAUUUCCUCUAGCGCUAAUGCAUGGUAGAGUUGGUGAAGUAGAAAUGGAAGCACUGCUAACCAUGAUCAGUUCUUUCUGUGACUUGAUAAUGUCUUCCUGUACCUCUGUUGCUUCAAUUCAUCUUUUUGCCUUUUUCAACCUACAGUAGCAAUAAACUUUCACUUCUAAGCAUUUCUAUGAACAUAUUAGAGCAAUGUUUCUUUUAUUGUUUUACAUAUUUGUUGUUGUUUUUGUUUGUGUUUUUUCCUUGAAAUGACUUUUGAUAGUUUGUUUAAUUAUUUAAUGUACUUGUUUCCAAUCUGAUACUUGAUCCUUGUUUGAAUCCUUUUUUGGUAAACAAACAGGAAAGUAAACAAAUCACUGGGACAGAAAUACAUCACCAAUAAAAAAAAAAUACCCACAGAUAAAACUGCACAGCAGACACGCUUGCUUUUUUAAUUUUGGGUCCUCAGCAUCCUCAAGCAAAAUGUGGAAUGUGAUUCUAUUUAGUGCAAAGAUCAACUUUAGGAAAAGUAAACUGUGGCACAGUUUCAAUUUAUGAUUUUCGACAAACAGCAACACAAAAAUAUGAAAGCUUACAUCAAUGUUGCCUCACAUGUUUGUUUACAAAGUUUCCACCUUAAUCUUCUUUAAGCCUGCGGUUACUCAACAUAUAACAUUUUUAACUAAUUCACAGCAUGUGAACAAGACAGACUGCAACCGGUCUUUCAUGGUUUACAAAACAUGAACAUCACAUUUAGCAUCACAUUAAAGUACAUAGAGUUAGCCCAUUAUAAGUUCUCUCCACAAACCAAUUAUUAUUAUAUAUAUAAAAAACUGUUAAACUAUUAAUAUUGUUUUUAACUAUGCUUCCCUUAUUUUAGUCUUUACCCAAUUAGAAACAGGGGGGCUCUCUUUCAAGAUUUCUUUUUUCUGCAUGAAUAAAUUACAUAUAGCUGUAUCACUAAACAUUAGUGUUGACAGGAACAGUAAAAUGAACACAAUAACACAUUUGUGACAAUACAAUUUGUCUUACCAGUUUUUAAUUUUAGUCCUUAGAGUAAAAGACAUUUCUGUUUUUUCAAUUCGUGAGGUUUGGGAACUUGAUUUUGUGGCAGCUCCGCUGAUCCAGUAAUUCACAGAUAGUAAAACAUUUAUUUUUUUAAAUACAUUUUUAAAAGGGAAAUUUUAAAAGAUUAAAUAUAAUUUUGUUUAUUUGUAGAUUCAAUUAAUCCUUAAUUAUCUCAAAACCCUGUUGGAAAUGUUGUCCUUAUUACGUCUUUAAGUUUGCUGAAUAAUCAAAUGGAAGAGGCUUUUUCCGUAAAAAAAAAAAAAAGGAAAAAUGUAUUUAUAUUUAUUCAUUAUAUUUAUUCAUAGCCCAUUAAAAUAUAUUGAAUGUUUAGCUCCACAUGUGCUAGAAAGCAAGUAAGGAUAUUCAGGAUAAUCAAAA
Molecule: messenger RNA, 7574 nt
Organism: Menidia menidia (Atlantic silverside)
Lineage: Eukaryota; Metazoa; Chordata; Actinopteri; Atheriniformes; Atherinopsidae
Source: the annotation of a GenBank genome assembly